AUGCCGAAACCCAAUCCCUUUCUAAAUCUCUUCAGGAGACAUUACUCGCAGAAUGCAGCGAUGCUCUCUCGAACACGGCCCACACAUUCACCCAGCGCCUGCGCCCGCGCACAAUGCCUCCGCCUGCGCCUCGACCCACGCUUCUUCGUCGCCCGCCAGACCCGCCACGUCGGGGGCGGCCCCGGCCUCGACCCAAACUUCGUUUCGAUUCUGGACCGGCCGGCGAAAAUGGCGCGCGUGGGCAAACAACAUGGGCCAGGCCUCAUCAUCCUCGCCAUCAUACCCGUCACGGCGUUUCUGCUCGGCUGCUGGCAGGUGCAGCGGCUAGGCUGGAAGACGGACCUGAUUGCGCGGUUUGAAGACCGCUUGACGUUUCCGCCGUUGGAGUUGCCGCUCAGGAUCGACCCGGACGCCAUCAAGGACUUUGACUACAGAAAAGUGUAUGCGACUGGCGUGCUGAGACAUGAUCAGGAAAUGCUGAUUGGGCCGCGCAUGCUCGAUGGCGAGGAGGGGUAUACGGUUGUGACGCCGCUGGAGCGCAAAGACGCGAGGGGAAAUGUGCACAAGAUACUUGCGUGUCGAGGGUGGAUUAAGAAGGAGGCAAGCCCGCAGUGGUUUCGCAAGAAGAAUGGCGCGCUGCCAGAGGGCGAGGUCACGAUUGAGGGAUUGUUGAGAACACCGCCCAAGGGCAACAUGUUUACGCCAAAGAAUGAGCCCGACAAGGGCAAGUGGUUUUUUCCUAGUGUCGAGGAAAUGGCAGAGCACACUGGGAGUCAGGCAGUUUGGGUGGAGGAGACCAUGACGCCGGAUUUGCUCACAAACUAUGAACGCGAACCAAAGGGCGUACCGAUUGGUAGGGCGCCAGCAGUCAAUCUGCGAAACAAUCAUACGCAGUACAUUUUCACGUGGUACGCAUUGAGUCUUGCAACUUCUGUCAUGUUCUGGAUGGUGGUAAAGAAGCCCGCGUCAGGUACCCAACGGCGAGUACGCCACAGCGUGGACUGGUCGUGA
Exserohilum turcica Et28A is the source of this 1011-nucleotide messenger RNA. RefSeq lists its product as uncharacterized. Bases 1 to 1011 code for a protein of 336 amino acids. The transcript is spliced from 3 exons. The record is from RefSeq and is a predicted model, not a curated record. Gene Ontology annotation, biological process: mitochondrial respiratory chain complex IV assembly. NCBI's taxonomy places the organism in Eukaryota, Fungi, Ascomycota, Dothideomycetes, Pleosporales, Pleosporaceae. Gene Ontology annotation, cellular component: membrane; mitochondrion.